AUGUCUCGACUUGAAAGAUUAUUUACAUUAUUAGAGACAGGAUCAAAUACAUCAGUUAGAAAAGCAGCAGCACAACAGAUUGGUGAAGUACAAAGAUUAUUUCCACAUGAUCUUCAAUCACUACUAGACAAUUUACAGAAAUAUUUGGCAUCUAACAAAUGGGAUACACGUAUUGCUGCUGGUCAAGCAAUUGAAGCUAUAGCUUCAAAUGUACCUCUAUGGGAUGCUAAAGCUGUAUUACUUGAAAAAGAACAAGAAUGGAAACAAGAAUUAAAACAAGAACAUACAACAACUUUAAAAGAUGAAAAAGAUAAUAAUAAUAAUAAUAAUAAUGAUAUUUCAACAAUUGAUAAUUCAUCAUCUUCAGAAAUAUUUGGAUUUAAAGUUGAAGUAAAGAUUGAAGAAGAAAUGGCAACUGAUGCAUUACAAAAAAAGAUACAACAAUAUUAUCAACAAAAUAUACAAAAUAUAGCAACACCAGAGGAAUUUGAUCUUCAAUUUGAUUCAUUUGACAUUAACAAGGUAUUAAAGAAUGGUGCACCUUUAUUAAGUUCUGGUGGAUCAGAAUAUGAUGAAGAGUUAAAGGAAAAGGAUAUGAAUCUAGAUCCAAAGGAAUUAUUGGAACGUCAAAGAAAGAGAAUGAGAAAAAAGUUGGGUCUAGAAGAAAUGCCAAUCAGUAUGGGAUUUGCACCAGAUGAAUUAUUAGAUGUAGAUGAUCUAAUUGUAAAAAAGGAAUCAACCCAACAACAAGAAAAAAAAGAUAAUAUUAGUGAUGUAUUGGAUACAAGUGGUAUGAGCAAACGAGAAAGAAAUCUAGAAAAACGUAAAGCUAGAAAUCAACAAAAAGAAAAACAACAAGAUGGAAACAAAAGAUUUAAACAAGUAAAUGGAAAAGAAAAGGCUGGAACCACUGCAAAUACAAAACAACAUAUAACAGAACAAGCUCAAAAUUCUGAUAAAAUCGUUAUGGAAUCUGUUUUGGAUGUCGAAAAGGCUUAUAAUCAAGAUGAGUGGCCUUUUUCUUCUUUAUAUCAAGAUUUAAUUUUAGAUUUAUUCAAUCCAAAUUGGGAAAUUAGACAUGGAUCAGCUGUAGGAUUAAGAGAAAUUUGUAGAAAACAUGGUGGAGGAGGAGGUAUAACGAUUUAUACACCAAAUGAAAAAAUGGAAAUUCAAAAUACUCUUUGGUUGGAAGAUUUUGCUAUUAGAUUAUUAUGUGUUAUUGCUCUAGAUAGAUUUUGUGAUUAUGGUUCUGAUCAAAUUGUAGCACCAGUAAGAGAAACAUGUGCACAAGUAUUAGGAUUGGUGGUAAAAUAUAUGAAUGAAACAAGUGUAGUAAAAGUAUUACAAGUAUUAUUACAAUUGAAUGAAAGUAAACAAUGGGAAGUUAGACAUGGAGCAUUACAAGGAAUUAAAUAUGUAGUUGUCGUUAGAUUGGAUCUAGUUGAUACCAUAUUACCACUUGUAUUGGAUGCCAUUACAUUGGGUUUAAUGGAUCGUGAUGAUGAUGUUCGUGCAACAGCAUCUGAAACAUUCCAACCUUUGGCUCGUCAUCUUGUUGCACCAAAAUAUAUUGGUCGUCUUCCAUCACUUUUAAAUAUUCUAUGGGAUAUUCUUUUAGAAUUGGAUGAUUUGGCAGUAUCUACUGCAUCUGUAUUAAAUCUCCUUUCGGAUAUCUAUUCAUUCCCAGAGAUUCUACCAACGAUUGCAGCAAAUUCUUCCAAUAUUGGAACUCAAAAUUCAAGUGUAUUGGCUCAUUUGGUACCUAGACUAUACCCAUUCUUUAGACAUAAUCUUUAUACUGUUAGACAGAGUGCUGUAAAGACUGUACAUCGACUCAUCAUGUCAUCAUCACCAGAAACCAAAACACAUUGGUUACUUUCAAUAUUGGAACAAUUGUUGCGUUAUAUAUUUCAAAAUAUUCUACUAGAGGAUCGAGAUGAUAUUGUUGACUUGUCACUUUUAACUUGGUCUGAAUUGAUUUCAAGUUUUAAUAGUUCAGUCAUUAGAGGUGCUACUCUAACUUUUCUUGGUCAAUGGAUUACUCUAUUGGCUACCAAUCCUUCAUCACCUUUAAAUAUCGAUCUCUUACUAUCAACUCCAUCGUUGCGUAGUAAAUUAGAAGUUACAACUCCAAAUCAACUUAGGAAAAGAACUGCAAAACAACAACAACAGGAAGAAUCAGUAGAUUCUUCAUCUUCUUCUACAACACCAAUCAACAAGGACUAUCAUUUAUCGACUAGAAACAAAAUUAUUGGUAUUAAAUCAAUUGGAUCAUUGAUAAGAUGUUGGCCAAUUGAUUGUCUUGGAGAAAUUCAAGAAAUGUUUGGUCAAAUGAUAAAAUCUACUGGUGCCAUCCAAAAACAUCUUGCUUGUCUAAUAAUGUCUGAAUCUUAUUACAACAACAAUAAUAAUAAUAAUUCUUCUUCUACUUCUUCAUUUGGAUUAUUAAAUCAAUCAAUUGAAACAUAUUUAUUUGAAUCAUUAGAAUUGGCAGAACCAAAUUUUUAUUAUUAUGAAUCAGAUUCUGUGAUUAGAGCAAAAUUGUUGGCAGAUUCAAAGAUUUUGGCAAAGAGUUAUCAAGGAGUUGGAGUUGUUGAUUUUACUCAAGUUCAACAUAUUCAACAAUGGAUUGAUGAAAAUAAUAAUAAUCUUUUAAUAUCAUCAGAGACUAUAUUGCCACAAUCACUAUCAUUGGUAUCAGAAGUACAUACCUAUGCAAUUGAAUCGAUUAAAGUUUCAUUCCCACCACAACAAUUACCAAAAUUGGCAUCUAUUUUGGAUCAAUUAGAGGCAAGAAGAAAAACAACCAUGGUUACACUUGGUUAUAUUGACAAGUUACAAAAGGAAUAUCAUACAAUGGUUCAAGGUGCAAUGUCUGAACUUUUAAUUGCUUCUCGUUCCAUUCCAACAAAGAUUACACCAGUCAUUCGAUCAUUACUUCAUUCAAUUCGAAAUCAAGAAGAUUUUACCUAUCAACAAAGAGCUUCAUCUGCAUUGGCUAGUCUUACAUUACUUUCGGUUGCUCGUAAACCUUGUCCAAAUGAUAAGAUUAUUAAAUCUCUAUUUUCUAUUCUUUGUGAUGAUCGUACUGAUACUCCUCUUGCCCUAUUACCAAACAAAUCAAACAAUUUGGAUGAAACAUUGGAACAACAAAUAUUUGGUAAUCAACAAUUAAUGGAUCAAGAUGAAAUUAAAUUACUUCGACUUGGUAAACGAGGAGCAGUAGAAUUUUUCAAAUCACUAUGUAAUCAAUUCAAAUCGUCUCUAUUUGAAUCGGUUCCAAUAUUGUAUGAAUUGAUUAGUCAACCAAUAUUACAAGUUUAUCAAGAGACACAAGGUAGUGGUACAUUUAUGGAUCAAUUGGUAACAGAUUAUGAUAGAAUUCAAUCAGUUAUAGAUUCUCUUUCAUUACUUCGUACUGUGUUGCCACACAUUGACAAGGAAAUUAGUGAUCAUCUCCGUCAAUUAAUGCCAGCAGUAUUUUAUCUUGUUCAAUUCCCAAAUACUCCUCUUCAAUAUACAACCUCUUCUUGUAUUGCCACCUAUUGCAAGUCAAUGACUCUAGAUUCAAUGCAAAUGCUCAUAUCCACCACACUUCCACUGCUUGGUGAUACCAAAUCGCUAAAGAAUCGUUUUGGUGCCAUUCAAGCACUCGUUCAAGUACUUCGAGAGAUGAAUAUGGAGGUGGUACCGUAUAUUGUAUUCUUGACCAUUCCAAUCCUAGGUUGUAUGAGUGAUCCUGACCUCAAUCUUAGAAAACAAGCAUCCCUUUGUUUUGCUAGACUUGUAAAACUUAUGCCACUUGAAAGUGGUGUACCAGAUCCAGAAGGUCUAGAUCCAGUAUUGGUAGAAAAGAAAAAAAAGGAAAGAAAGUUUUUGGAACAAUUAUUGGAUGGAAGCAAAGUGGAAAGUUAUCCAUUGCCAAUGCGUAUCAAUACAGAACUCAGAAAAUAUCAACAAGAUGGUGUCAAUUGGUUGGCAUUUCUCAACAAGUAUCAAUUACAUGGUAUAUUGUGUGAUGAUAUGGGUCUUGGUAAAACACUGCAAACCAUUUGUAUUGUGGCAGGUGAUGAUUAUGAUCGUGCUCAACAAUUUAAACUUCAUGGUACACCAAACUUUCAACCAUUACCAUCGUUGGUCAUUUGUCCAAGUACUUUGGUUGGUCAUUGGGUGAGUGAAAUCAAAAAGUUUACAGACAAUGAACAAAUGCGACCACUUGCCUAUUAUGGUCCACCAAACGAUCGUGCAGCUCUUCGCCAACAAUUCCACAAACACAAUGUUCUCAUCAUGUCGUAUGAAGUGGUUCGUAACGACAUUGAACACUUGGCAGCACUUACAUUCAACUAUUGUAUCCUCGACGAAGGUCACAUUAUCAAAAAUACAAAAACCAAAAUGACCAAAGCAGUUAAACAAAUCAAUGCAAACCAUCGUCUUAUCCUAUCUGGUACACCUAUUCAAAAUAAUGUACUAGAGUUGUGGUCACUCUUUGACUUUUUAAUGCCAGGUUUUUUGGGUACCGAACGUCAAUUUGAAGAACUCUACUCUAAACCAAUCCUAGCGAGCAAAGAUCCAAAAUGUACAGCCAAAGAUCAAGAAGCUGGUGCAUUGGCAAUGGAAGCUCUUCAUCGUCAAGUUUUACCUUUCCUAUUGCGUCGUCUAAAAGAAAAUGUAUUGGCAGAUCUACCACCAAAGAUUAUUCAAGAUCGUUAUUGUAAAUUAAGUUGGCUUCAACAAAGACUUUAUUCUUCCUUUUCACAUAGUUCAAAUAGAGAUGAAAUAUCAAAUGAUCUACAAGAUGGUGAUGAUGGCGAUGAUGAAGGAAAAUCUAAAAAGAAAAGUGGAAAGUCUGCUAAUCACAUUUUCCAAGCUUUACAGUAUCUUCGUAAACUAUGUAGUCAUCCCAAAUUUGUAUUCAAUGCAAAUCAUCCACAAUAUCAAAAGAUUGUAGACGAGAUGGUACAAAAACGUUUACCAAUCGACGUUCAUUCAAUUGAAAAUGCACCAAAACUCACUUCACUAAGAGAACUCUUGUGGGAGUGUGGUAUUGGAAAAGACGAUGACAAGGAAAAUGGUUUGGUUAAAAAGGAAAAAGAUUCAUUAGAGAAUUUGGAAAUUUCAACUCAACAUCGAUGUCUAAUCUUUGCACAGACCAAGGCAAUGUUGGAUUGUGUCGAAUCUGAUUUGUUAAAGAAAAUAUUACCAUCGGUUACCUAUCUCAGAAUGGAUGGUGGUACUGAGCAAAUGAAAAGACAAACCAUUGUCAAUCGAUUCAAUGCCGAUCCCACCAUUGACCUAUUGUUACUCACCACUACAGUUGGUGGUUUGGGUCUCAAUUUGACAGGUGCCGAUACUGUUAUCUUUUUAGAACACGAUUGGAAUCCAAUGAAGGAUCUUCAAGCCAUGGACAGAGCUCAUCGUAUCGGACAAAAAAAGGUUGUCAAUGUAUAUCGUCUUAUCACUCAAGGCACCUUGGAAGAAAAGAUUAUGGGUCUUCAAAAAUUCAAAUUAAACAUUGCCAAUACCAUCGUCAAUCAAGAGAAUCAAUCACUUCAAACAAUGUCUACCAAUGAAUUACUUAAUCUUUUCGAUUACAAUGAACAAGAACAACAACAACAACAGCAACAAGAUGGUGCAGGUAUUGAUAGUUUGACAGGUGAAAUUACAAAUCAAGCUGGACAAAAGAAAAAAUCAUCUACCAAACAAGGUGGUUUACAAAGUGUUUUGGAUAGUCUUGGUGAACUUUGGGAUGAAAAACAAUAUCAAGAAGAAUUUAAUAUUAAUAAUUUUAUAAGUCAACUUUAA
Molecule: messenger RNA, 5802 nt
Organism: Cavenderia fasciculata
Lineage: Eukaryota; Evosea; Eumycetozoa; Acytosteliales; Cavenderiaceae
Product: SNF2-related domain-containing protein
Exons: 3
Coding region: 1-5802 (1933 amino acids)
Molecular function (GO): ATP-dependent chromatin remodeler activity; ATP binding; TBP-class protein binding
Source: RefSeq, a predicted model, not a curated record